Messenger RNA from Racocetra fulgida, 129 nucleotides. Lineage: Eukaryota; Fungi; Glomeromycota; Glomeromycetes; Diversisporales; Gigasporaceae. The record is from the annotation of a GenBank genome assembly.
AUGGCUAAUAAAAUGAUCAAAAAGAAAAAAUACAGUGUUGGCCAUAUAUGUGGUUGUUGGGGUGCCCUAAUUUUCCUCACCAAUAUUAUGAACCUUAAUGCGAAUGAAAUAGUUUAUAAUAUUAAAUAA